This is a messenger RNA of Mollisia scopiformis, 972 nucleotides long. Its product is annotated as bacterial luciferase-like protein. Lineage: Eukaryota; Fungi; Ascomycota; Leotiomycetes; Helotiales; Mollisiaceae. The transcript is spliced from 3 exons. The record is from RefSeq and is a predicted model, not a curated record. Bases 1 to 972 code for a protein of 323 amino acids. Gene Ontology annotation, molecular function: oxidoreductase activity, acting on paired donors, with incorporation or reduction of molecular oxygen; monooxygenase activity.
AUGGGCAGGGAAGAGGUCAUGCCUCAUGAUGAACGAUAUACAGCAGCUGAAGAGUUAUGGGAAAAGUCGUGGGAAGAUGGAGCUCAAGUCUGGCAAGAAGAACCUGAGAUGGCCUACGACCCAAGCAAGAUACACAAGAUUAAUUAUGAAGGCAAAUAUCACAAGAUGAACGCAUUCCACCAAACGCAUCCAUCGCCCCAGAGGACGCCCUUACUGUUUCAAGCAGGUUCUUUCAAAGCUGGAAUCCAAUUCGGAGGCAAGCAUGCAGAAGCGAUAUUCUGUGCAAACCCAACAAUCGAAUCCACAAAGAAGUAUACAGCUGCUGUACGUGCCAAAGCUGUGGAGGAAGGGCGGGACCCCCCGUCGAUCAAGUUCUUCUUGGGCAUCAUGCCUAUUCUGGGUCGAACCGCUGAGGAAGCAGAGAUGAAAUUUGAGGCAGCGAAGAAGAAUGUCAGUGUCAACGGUGGAUUGGCGCGCUUCUGCGGCUUUACGAACGUUGAUUUGAGUGGCUAUGCAAUUGACGAGGAGUUUAAUUUCGAAGGCAAGCACCACGAGAACAGCAUUCAAGGCGUCAUCGACAACAUCAAAUUAAUUGGGACUGAGAAGGUCUUCACGCCUCGAGUUGUGGCUGAAAUGUUUGCACUUGGUGGUUCUGGGCCACGGCCUGUCGGAACUCCCGAGAUGGUGGCCGACUUUUUUGAAAAAUGGUGGAGAGAGGGAGAUCUUGAUGGGUUUAACUUGAACUAUGUAUCGAACCCUGAGAGUUUCGAGGAUGUCGUGGAACUACUUAUACCAGAACUCCAGAGGCGUGGGAUCUACUGGGAAGAUUAUCCUGUCCCGGGUGGUGCAGCAAGAGAGAAUUUGCACAGCAACCCAGGACAAAAGUUGCUUCCGAAAGAGCAUCCUGGUGCGAAGGUCCGCUGGGAUGUAGCCCGAGAAGCAGCGACUAAACACAAGGCUGCAGAAAGCUGA